ACAUGCACCACCAUCAUACAAAUCAUAUCCUACCGUCCAGUCUUAUUGAUAAAGCUUCAAUUCCACGCAAUGUCUAUCGCUUCCCUUCAAGAUAAGGUUGCUAUAAUCACCGGGUGCAGUUCCGGUAUAGGCCUCGCGACAACCCGCCUCUUCCUGGAACGUGGAGCUUCUGUCUUUGGUAUAGAUAUUGGUGCACAGCCCCAGAAGCUCAUUGAGGACUUUUCGACUUUUAUCUUCUAUCAGUCCAAUCUUACAGAUUCUCAAGCCGUUGAACAUGCAGUGGCAAAAUGCAUUGGCAAGCACGAUCGUAUUGACGUCCUGGUCAACUGCGCGGGCGUUAGUGACGGGUGGAGUAGCGCCGACACCAUCCACGAGGAAGAAUGGGAAAGAGUCAUGGCCAUUAACUUGACCGUGCCGAUUCGUAUGAUGAAAGCAGUACUGCCCGCCAUGAAAUCACAGAAAAAGGGUGCUAUUGUCAAUGUGGCUAGCAAGGCGGGCAUGUCUGGCGCAAGUGCAGGAAUUGCUUAUACAGCCAGCAAACAUGGCUUAGUUGGUGCUACCAAAAAUGUCGCAUGGCGGUUCCAUAACGAAGGAAUUCGCUGCAAUGGCGUGCUACCAGGAAGCGUCGCCACAAACAUUGCAAGUUCAGUGCAGAUGGAGCAUUUUGAUUCCGCCGGCUUCAACGCUUUUUUCCCGAUUGUGCAGCUUCACGUGUCCAAAGAUAACGAGGGAACACCUGUUCCCUACAUAAGUGUUGAUCAUGUCGCGCGGGGUAUCGCCUUCCUCGCCUCAGACGAAUCACAAAUGAUAAACGGCGCUAUGGUUCCUAUUGAUAAUGCGUGGUCCACAAUAUAACGCACACGAAGGGUAAGCAGCCCAGACGUGUGCAUAUUAGUCGAUUUAUCAAAACACCAGUAUAGUUAUGGCUAUCUCUUACGGCUCAUCUGGAUGUCUAUGCUUAUGGAACGUAAUGUGUCUUAGUCCCCCGGAUCUGGUGCGCCUGUAGUACUCGGACUUCUUCCAGCAAUCGUUAUCGUAACCCCAGUAGAACUACCCAUGCUAGCAGUACUAGUACCAAUAGCUGUCCCCUCCUUGAGCCCUGGUGUACAGAGUUCUUUUCCGCGGAGCGAAAUGAUACUAAAUCAAAAGUACCCCUAUAUUUUGUUUCCAUCAUUGCACAGGAUUAGGAAAGUUUUGAUUGACGCCAGUUGGAUCAGGCCAAGAAAUUUUGGCUUCCGCUC
Molecule: messenger RNA, 1241 nt
Organism: Bipolaris sorokiniana ND90Pr
Lineage: Eukaryota; Fungi; Ascomycota; Dothideomycetes; Pleosporales; Pleosporaceae
Exons: 3
Coding region: 70-855 (261 amino acids)
Source: RefSeq, a predicted model, not a curated record